Molecule: messenger RNA, 2775 nt
Organism: Lachancea meyersii CBS 8951
Lineage: Eukaryota; Fungi; Ascomycota; Saccharomycetes; Saccharomycetales; Saccharomycetaceae
Source: the annotation of a GenBank genome assembly
AUGUCGCAGAGUGGACUACAAGACGAUACUGAGGAAUACAAUUCGAAAGAUAGACUAGAUUUAGGAAUUGAUGCGAAUCGGGGCUAUCAAUCGCGCUCUGAGAAACGAAAAUCGGAGGUUCUGAUCGCAGCCCAGUCGCUGGAUUCAGAAUUGCAACAUGUCAAAAAUCUCAAGCGAAUAUCGAUCGGUUCGCUCGAUCUUCUGAUGGAUCCGGAACUGGAGUUUCGUGUGAGCCCCACAAAAUCGCAAUCUUCGCGAAGUGACGACUCGUCAUCUGUUGAUUCCCCUGCAGAGUCUCCAGUGGAAGAUGAGAGCUGUGAUUUGACUAGCAGCAGUGACGGAAACACAGACCACGACGAUGACGAAGAUGGCUACUCCUACAUCAACGACGACAGUAUAGAUGUCACAAGCACCGAGUACCUGGAAAGCCCGGUGGAUUUGGCCGUGGGCCAUAGCUCACAAUCUGGCCGCGUUCUUAGUGGGGUGCGCAGACGAGGACUCUCGGGAAAAUCACAGACGCAUAAACCUGGACAAUCGGAAGACUCAGUCGCUCAGAACCUUCUGUGGGUUCCUGCUAGUAAGCACCCGAGCGUCAAGCCCGAAAACUUCCUUGAGCUGGUUCAAGACACCCUGCAUACCUUAAAAGUGGACCCCGGCUCCGAAGCUUGCCGUAAUGACCUCUCGACAUCGUCGUCAUCCAAUUCUAGCAUCUCUCCCUCAUCUCAAGUGCGUUCUGGCUCCGAUGUACUUGUGCGAAGGCCCUCAGGACUCCGCAAAUCCUAUACAGAACUCGAAGAUUUACUGCAGCAGGAAGCUGGGAGUAAUAAUGAGAACAUAGAGAUGCACGGAAAAAAGGUGAGUCCUUAUCGAAUGGCUUCGAAGUCGGCAUCUCUGAGAGAUCUUACGGAAGAACUGACGCGAAUUUCUAAUAGAGCUGGCUUUACAGAUAGCGACGCAGUUUCUUUGGCCCGAACUCUCAGUGUGGCCAGCUCAUAUGGGGAACAAAAUUCGGACUACAGCUCGGAUACAUCUGACAAUCAUCAAGAUAAUGAAUUUGCUUCCAGUAUGUUUACCAAAAAUGGAUUGGCGAUACCGGCACGGUCUUCUUUGAGACGUAGCAAAUUUAACACAUACAGAAUAAGAACGCAUAGUGGCAGUGAGCCUGUUUUACCCUCGACAGGCCAAAACAAAGAAGAACCGCCAAAGGGAAAUCAACUGGCCUCCCCACUUCAAUCAAAUGACAACGUUCUACAAUCGCCGAAUUCCUUUAAUGAUUUUGAUAAUAUCUAUGAUCAUUACAGACAAGACAGUUCAGGCAGUUCGAUCGAGUUCCAGUCACCUUUGACCCAUGAAAAGAUAGAUGAAGCCGCCUUGCAAGAGCCCGAUGAUGAAGAUAUCAAAGCAAACGCUGAUACAAGACCUAAGGACACAACGAUAGAAAUAAUAUCGGACAAUACAGCUACCAGCCUAAAGCUCAACAAUGAAAAGUCUAAACACGAAGACUCUAAACUGCAAAGCAGUCAAUCGUCCCGCAGAAGAGGGGGGUGGAACUGGUUCGGUAAGAAAUCGUCAAAGGAUGCCGAAAACGCCAAAGAAACUCGAAGAAAGCUGUCGAGUGAUUUUUUGAAUGUAAGGGACAACGACUCAAAGGACAAUAAUCGGUCCCUUGACAAGGUCAACCAUUCGAGAAAUAGGCAUCAUAAAAUUGAUAAUGGUGCGGAAACACCAGAGGUCAAGGAGCCCGCUAAAACGUCGUCCAACACUUCACCUUCCAAGAAAUCGACGCGCGAAAAGAAAUUCAUACAGUUGUUCAAGCGGAACCGGUCCGCAUCAACUGGCCACAGGGAGGCUGGUGAGAUCAUGGAGACACGAGAAAAGCUGGGCGGUGCCACACACGAUACGCUCAGGACACGAGCAUCUUCCGCAGACCUAGCUGGCCAUGUCACCAAGAAAGAAGGGCACACGCUGGUUGAUCGCAAAGCUUCAUUAGGCGGCAUUGACUCUGUAUCGAAGUAUGAUGUGGAUCGCAAAGAUAGUUCCCAUAAACCUUUGAGUAAAUUGCAGCCCUCUGUCAAUGUCACAUCAAGAAAGAAGCCGGCUUUUAAUGAGGAAAAAGAGAAUGCAAAAAAAGUCGAAUUGCAAGUGCCAAAUGCCGGUAAAGACACUGGAAAUAAAACCAUUUUUGGUUCUGAAUUAGAACUAAAGCCAGAUCAUGGCGAAACGAACUUCCAAAAACUCACAGAAGAGUCCCACGCCACAAUAGAAGCACAGAUCUCCGUCAGAGAAAAAAAUGCGGAGAGGACCUCUGAAUCAGGCAACACUAUUGUAGCCCCGGCUGUCGAUGCUACACAUGAUGGUAAUAGCGCAGUACAGGGUACUGUAAUCACGGCGUCUGAAUCCGCCGAGAGCGAAGAGUCUUCGCAAGUCGCUGCACCGGCAGCAGGCGGUUACUCUCUACCUCCUCGAAAGCUCACCUUCGAAGAUGUCGUCAAACCGUCGCGUCCUAACGCUCCCAUGGAGUUCAGCGAUAGUUCUUUUGGAUUUCCACUUCCACCGCUCACGACCUCUACGGUGGUGAUGAUAGACCAACGACUACCAAUUAAUGUAGAACGGGCCAUCUACCGUCUAAGCCAUCUAAAACUUGGUGAUCCUAAGCGCGAAUUGCGCCAGCAGGUUGUGCUGAGCAAUUUCAUGUAUGCGUACCUAAAUUUGGUAAAUCACAGCCUUUACCUACAACAACUGGAGGAUGAAAACAGGGAAGCCCUGGAAGUAUGA